This is a messenger RNA of Archocentrus centrarchus (flier cichlid), 4542 nucleotides long. RefSeq names its product formin-like 1a (gene fmnl1a). Bases 417 to 3782 code for a protein of 1121 amino acids. Gene Ontology annotation, cellular component: cytosol. The record is from RefSeq and is a predicted model, not a curated record. Gene Ontology annotation, biological process: regulation of cell shape; cortical actin cytoskeleton organization; cell migration. Gene Ontology annotation, molecular function: small GTPase binding; actin filament binding. The transcript has 25 exons. Lineage: Eukaryota; Metazoa; Chordata; Actinopteri; Cichliformes; Cichlidae.
CUUCCUCUCUCACACAGGCAUCUGUACUAAACUUAUCAGAGGACUUCUUGGUCAACUAAUGUAGACAAUAGUGAGUGAGGCGUGGGUGGACCUUUUCUUUGAGUUCUAACAGGCCCUAACAAAGGUUCUCACUGCUUUCUUGAAGGAACUUGAAGACAACUUAAGGAGAAGGGGGCCAUGAGGCCAAACUUUCUUUUUUUAUCGCCCACCCUGUCCUCGAGACUGAGGUGGAUUUUGUAAACCAGAGACUUGAUGUUCAUCCCCCUGGAGGCCCAGGACUUGAUUUGAUUUGGGCCCUUUUUGCGCUUUUUAUUCAGAGUGACCACCUUUUGUUACUGUGCUUUGGGAUACACUGAUUUCCUGGAAGAAAGAGUUUGUGUAAAGCUGUCCUCCUGGAUUACUUGUGGAGAUUAGUGAUGGGGAAUGCAGCUGGUGGGGGCUUGGAGCAUGAACCGGCUGAAGGUCGAGAGGCGAGGAACUCAGUCGGUACAGCUUCAACAAUGAGUGACCCUGCACCGGCCUUGCAAAAAAAGCAGCCACCUCAACCCAAACUUCCCAUGCCCCCAGAGAAGGAGCUGGAGGAGCGCUUCAAUGCGGUUCUGAGCUGCAUGAACUUGCCUCCAGAUAAGCUGGAGCUCUUGAGUCAAUACGACAAUGAAAAGAAGUGGGAAUUAGUCUGCGAUCAGGAGCGUUUCCAGGUGAAGAGCCCCCCAUCUACUUACCUGACUAAGAUCAAAAGCUUCUACCAGGAUCAAGGAGGGGUGUCUCGUAGGUUAAAGAAAAAGAUCCAAGAUGCCACCCAGGUCCUUAAAAAUUUGGAGAUAUCCCUUCGCACCAAUCACAUUGGAUGGGCGCAGGAGUUUCUUAAUGAACAGAACAAAGGUCUGGAUGUCCUGGUGGAAUACCUGUCCUAUGCACAAAGUGACAGCUCGUUUGAGGUCGAGAGUGUGGAAAAUGGUGGCAUCCUGUCAGACAAAGGAAAAUCAGCAGAACGGUCAAUGGAAGACUUGACCAAGAGCUCCAGCAGCCAUCAGUCACAUGGUAUGAGCAGAGCUGCCCGUGCACUGACUGUAAGAAUAAGCUCCACUCUGGGAAGCAAAAUACACAGGAAGUCCCACCUCAACAACCAGAGAGAUGACGUACAUGUGUGCAUAAUGUGCCUGCGAGCCAUCAUGAACUACCAGUCCGGUUUUAAUUUGGUGAUGACUCACCCACGCUGCGUGAAUGAGAUCACCCUCAGUCUCAACAGCAGGAAUCCCAGGACCAAAGCUCUUGUUUUGGAGCUGCUGGCGGCCGUGUGUCUCGUCCGAGGAGGACAUGACAUCAUCCUCUCUGCUUUUGACAACUUUAAAGAGGUGAGCAAAGAAAAGAACCGCUUUGAGAAGCUGAUGGAGUACUUUGUCCAUGAUGACAACAACAUUGACUUCAUGGUUGCCUGCAUGCAGUUCAUAAACAUUGUGGUCCAUUCAGUGGAGAACAUGAACUUCCGUGUCCAUCUACAAUAUGAGUUCACUCACCUUGGAUUAGACAAGUAUCUAGAGACUCUAAAGCUAACAGAGAGCGAGAAGCUGCAGGUCCAGAUCCAGGCCUACUUGGACAAUGUGUUAGACGUAGGAGCUCUGCUGGAAGAUGCUGAGCAUCGAGGAGGGGUGCUGGAGCAUGUGGACGAAUUACACGAACACAACGUUCAGCUGAAUUCACGGCUUCAGGAGAUUGAGAGUCAGACGGCAGAGAGAAUAUCUGAACUAGAGACUCAGCUCAUGCAGGCCACCAAGGAGGGUGAGCUGCUCAAAGAAAGCCUGCGAGAGUCGUGUUCCCAGGUUAGCACUUUGCAGCAGAGAGAAAGAGAACGUGAGCUGGACAGGGAGAGAGAGAAGGACAGGGAGAGGCUGGGUGUCGCUGGCCCUCAGGCACCUUCAGAGCUAGAACAGAAGAUCCAGGAGCUGCAGGACCAGGGGCUAAUCCGACUGGGACGCACUGCUUCAGGAAAUCUGGACAUCCAGGUUGUGCCUGUCACAGUUGUUGAAUACGUUCAAAGCUCAGCCCCAGCGACCCAACCUAGCGCUCCAGACGCUGUCGAUUCUACCUCCUUACAAUCCAGCCUCCCUUCCUCUGCCCCUAUACCACCACCGCCCCCUCCAGGUGGCUCAGAGCACACUGUCUCUCCGCCUCCUCCGCCUCCACCACCUCCACCACCUCCAUCUCUCCCAGGAGGUCCUGCUCCACCACCACCUCCUCCUCCGCCUCCUCCUGGAGUAUGUCCACCACCUCCCCCUCCUCCCCCUGGUGCUGGUCCCCCACCUCCUCCUCCUCCCCCUGGAGCUGGCCCCCCACCCCCACCUCCUCCUCCUGGUGGUGGACCACCACCACCCCCUGGAGCACCAGCUACAGAUACUGGGAUUAAGAGCAGAAAACCUAUUCAGACCAAGUUCAGGAUGCCUUUGUUAAACUGGCAGGCAUUAAAACCAAACCAGGUGACAGGCACAGUCUUCAAUGAGCUAGAUGAUGAGCAAAUCUUGGGGGAGUUGAAUAUGGAAAUGUUUGAGGAACAGUUCAAAACCAGGGCCCAGGGUAACUCAGCCGACCUGUCCAAGAUUAAGAAGAAGACUGCUAAUAAAGCGCCCACCAAGACAUCCUUGAUUGAUGCCAAUAAAGCCAAAAAUCUGGCAAUCACUCUACGCAAGGGGGGAAUGAGCCCGGCCAAAAUCUGCACUGCCAUAGAAACGUAUGACCAGCAGUCUUUGUCCAUAGACUUCCUGGAAUUGCUUGAACCAUUCAUACCAUCAGACUUCGAGAUGAAGCUACUUAAAAACUAUGAGAAAGACGGCCGUCCACUGGAUGAGCUGACUGACGAAGACCAAUUUAUUUUACGCUUUGGGAAGAUUCCUCGUCUGAACCAGCGAAUAAACACUCUGACUUUCAUGGGCAAUUUCCCAGACACGGUCAAACGGCUGCAGCCGCAACUGAACUCCAUCAUUGCUGCAUCCAUGUCCCUCAAGUCUUCAGACAAAUUAAAAAAGAUCCUAGAAAUUGUUCUCGCGUUCGGUAACUACAUGAACAGCAGUAAAAGAGGUGCAGCCUGUGGUUUCAGACUGCAGAGUCUGGAUCUUCUUUUGGAGACCAAAUCCACUGACCGCUCACAGACGCUACUUCACUUCAUCACCAAUAUUAUCCAGGAAAAAUACCCAGACCUGGUCAACUUCCACACCGAGCUACACUUUGUAGACAAGGCAGCCCUUGUCUCCCUGGACGGCAUUCUUCAGGAUAUCCGCUCACUAGAGCGAGGAAUGGAGAUGACCAAGAAGGAGUUUCUGGUGCAGGACGACAGCCCCGUGUUGAAGGAAUUCAUCAAAACAAACAGCGAGCAGCUGGACACUUUAAUCAAAGACAGCAAGACAGCGCAGGAGGCUUACGGCUUUGUAGUGGAGUAUUUCGGAGAGAAUCCCAAAACCACGCAGCCCUCGAUGUUUUUUCCCAUGUUUGGUCGCUUCUUGAAGGCCUAUAAAACAGCACAGCAAGAGCUUGAACAGAAAAAGAAAAUGGAGAGUGAGAUGCGUGAGGUAAAAGAGUCACCAUCUCCAAACAGGGCUGGAUCACAAAAAGGCCCUAUGAUGCCUAAGAUGCCUCAGAUGGACCUGAUAGCAGAGCUGAAGAAGAGGCAGGUGAAACCACCAGUACGCGAGGGCAAGGACGGCGCGCUGGAGGACAUCAUCACAGAUUUGAGGAACUCGCCGUACAGGCGGGCAGAUGGUCGUCGGCCAGCACAGCGUCAGGACACUUAAGCCACCUUUGGUUCAAGUUUUUUUUUUUCUUCAUUUUUUUUUUCAAAUGUGACCGCAGUCAGUCAUUGAAAUACAUGAAGAAGAUAAGUUUUAAAUAGUCUGUAUAUACAGUUUUAUCAGACAGUAUAGCCAUCUCACAGUGUGUAUGAACAAUAUAUUCGUGUCAAGUUACUCUGUAAAUAUAAAGUUGGAACUUUUUUAAUAAUAAACAGUCCAUGAAAUGUAAUUGAAAUCCAACAGAAAUGUAACGAUUUGUUUCUAAUGACGUUGUAUUAAUUUUUAACACUGUUACACAUGAGAUAAAAACACAUGACUUUAAAAUAAACCAACUUGUAACCACUAUGACUGUAGUCUCAGAAGUUUAUGAUUACAUGAUCUGUCACAUUAUGCAAUAUUUGAUUUAGGUCACUGGAUUGGGCAGCCAACCCAUAUGCCACAGGGCUACUGCAGAGGUUUGAACCCGCCCCCGGGCCACGUCUUCCCCCGGCUCUCUCUCCCAGCUUUCCUUUCAUAAUAAUUUGCUGACAAGUCAGUAUAAAGCAAGAUCAGACACUGCGACUGUACAAGAGAGCUGCACUUUAUUUGACACACAAUCACAGCAACUUAUGUACAAAAGAAGGCAGGUUCAACUGCCUGCUGUCUUCUCACAGGAAAAACACACACAUUUCUCACAGAAUAUCAUGGCAUCCACACUGAUAAAUUAGUAUCUCCAGUAUCAGUAGGCUUUUAAAUUUAUAUAUCAUUAUAUCAUAGAUCUAUU